Molecule: messenger RNA, 1045 nt
Organism: Dromaius novaehollandiae (emu)
Lineage: Eukaryota; Metazoa; Chordata; Aves; Casuariiformes; Dromaiidae
Gene: ZAR1L
Product: zygote arrest 1 like
Exons: 4
Coding region: 1-921 (306 amino acids)
Biological process (GO): translation
Cellular component (GO): cytoplasm
Source: RefSeq, a predicted model, not a curated record
AUGGAGAGCUUUGUCUAUCCCCCCUUCAGUGCCUACCAGGGCUUCAGGAGCAGCCUCACACCAAGCCGUGGCAGGGACCCAGUGCUGAAGCAGCCCAGCUGGAAGCAGAGCAAGAGCAGUGGUAUCAGCCCCUUCCUCGGGGGUCCCCCGACCCCUAUGCCUGCUGACUACCUUGACAGCUACCGGCGGGCCCAGCUCAAGGCCUUGCUGUCACAGGUGAGCCCGGGGCUGACGCCACGGCUGCGCCGGGCCAACACCAAGGAGGUGGGUGUGCAAGUGAACCCACGGGCUGACGUCGCUGUGCAGUGCUCGCUGGGGCCACGCACGCUGCCCACCAGCUGCCCCCUCAGCCCUGCUGCCCUCCGUGCCCGUGGGCCCCUUGCGCUCUACUCACCUGUGCUGGACCGUCGCCUCUUCACGCUGCCUGAGGCUGCAGGGCCCCAAGGGAAGAGCCAGGCAGCAACAGCCACAACUCCUGAGGAGCAGAAGGCCAAGGAUGGCAGUGGAGAGCAACAGGAGGGUCAGGCAGAGGCUGCCCCACAGCACGAGGAGCAGGCAGAGGCCCCGCAGGAGGAGCUUGUGGCCCCCAGCCGGCGGGCUGCCUUCCAGUUCUUGGAGCAGAAGUAUGGCUACUUCCACUGCAAAGACUGCAAGACCAGAUGGGAGAGUGCCUAUGUCUGGUGCAUUUCUGGAAGUAACAAGGUAUACUUUAAGCAGCUCUGUCGCAAAUGCCAAAAGGGCUUCAAUCCCUAUAGAGUGGAAGCUAUCCAGUGCCAGACCUGUUCCAAGACUCGUUGUUCCUGCCCCCAGAAGAAAAGACACAUUGAUCUCAAGAGACCUCAUCGCCAAGAACUUUGUGGCCGCUGCAAAGGCAAGAGGCUGUCCUGUGAUAACACUUACAGCUUCAAAUACAUUGUCUGAUCCAUGUACCCUUUUGUUUUGCACUUUGUCAGUCCUUUGCAAUGUUUUGACUUUAGGCUUUUGACCUGGCAUUGGAUAAUGGAUUAAGAAUUUUGUAUUAUUUAUAAAAUAUUUAACUUUACUG